UUUUUCGGCCAAUCCGACAACUCGCUGUUAGUUUUUACUUCUGCUGCGUUACACACCCUCAAGAAUUUUGUUCUGUGAUGUAAUGAGUAGAUUUUGACGCAUUUCAAUGCUUACGUAAUGUUAUCAGCUUUCGAAUAAUUGAACCAGUUAAGUCGUCACAGAACGCUCGCAUUUAACAGUAUUUGUGGUAACGAGUGGCUGACAGUUGGCUGCGUAACUCAGUGCUAGUCACCUGUCAAUAAGCUUGGGUGAGAUUGUAUUCCGUCACAGUUGAACUUUUUUUCUUAAUUAUUAUCUUAUGGAACCUGCGUCACCUGGAAUCAUCGUUGCUGAUGAUUAUAAGGGAUAUCAUCCAGAUUUCUUUUGUAUACCAAGACAUUAUCAAGGAGCAUUAGAAUGUGUCUUAAUUCCUGGUGGAGUGAUAAAAGACAGAAUCGAGAGGCUUGCUCAAGACAUUGCCGAAGACAUUGGAAAUGAACCUAUAUUUGCUCUUUGUGUUCUGAAAGGAGGUUAUAAAUUUUUUACUGAUCUGAUAGACCAAGUAAAAAAAUAUAACCAUUAUGCCACACGUAAUACAAUUCGUAUAUCUGUGGAUUUCAUUCGAUUAAAAAGUUAUAAGCAGGAUGAUGCAAGCAGUGGUGAUGUCCAAGUCAUAGGAGUAGAUGAUAUGAGUGUCUUCACUGGAAGAAAUGUUCUCAUUGUUGAAGAUGUGAUAGACACAGGCCGUACAAUCAAAGAAUUGUUACGACUUUUAAAAGCUUACCAUGUGAAGUCAGCUAAAGUGGCAAGUUUGCUUGUAAAACGCACCAAAGGAAACUUUUAUCGUCCUGAUUAUUGUGGAUUUGAGGUACCUGAUAAAUUUGUGGUCGGAUAUGCCAUAGAUUAUAAUGAAUAUUUUAGAGAUUUAGAUCAUGUUUGUAUUGUGAAUGAGUUCGGGAAGAAGAAAUUUGGUUCAAUUUAUCCUAACAGAAAUGCAGUGAGGCAGUAAAAACUGUGAUUUUUCUUUUUAUGCGAUAUAUGCUUGUGAUUAUUUGUAUUAGGUAUUAGUAGCAGUAUUAUGUCUUAGAGUAUUGUAUUUAUCUUAGCUUUUACGCAUUCAUCUCGGUUCCAUAAAUAAAUCAAUUUUUGUAUGUAUUUACAUUAUUAAAUGUUUUAUUUUCA
This is a messenger RNA of Argiope bruennichi, 1161 nucleotides long. RefSeq names its product hypoxanthine-guanine phosphoribosyltransferase-like. The record is from RefSeq and is a predicted model, not a curated record. The transcript is spliced from 8 exons. Bases 299 to 988 code for a protein of 229 amino acids. Gene Ontology annotation, molecular function: magnesium ion binding; hypoxanthine phosphoribosyltransferase activity. Gene Ontology annotation, biological process: hypoxanthine metabolic process; IMP salvage; GMP salvage. NCBI's taxonomy places the organism in Eukaryota, Metazoa, Arthropoda, Arachnida, Araneae, Araneidae.